Capronia coronata CBS 617.96 is the source of this 858-nucleotide messenger RNA. RefSeq lists its product as uncharacterized. Lineage: Eukaryota; Fungi; Ascomycota; Eurotiomycetes; Chaetothyriales; Herpotrichiellaceae. The transcript has a single exon. The coding region runs from base 1 to 858 and encodes 285 amino acids. Gene Ontology annotation, biological process: fungal-type cell wall organization. The record is from RefSeq and is a predicted model, not a curated record.
AUGUCUUUGACCCUGCUCAACACCGUCCUCCUUUCCUCCCUGCUUGCUACCACCUACGCCUCCGUCCCCGUCGAAUACCCGGCUGUGCCGUCCGACUUGGACACGGAGCGAUGGAUACCAUACACCACCCUCGAGCCGAUCAGGUCCGUCUCCACGCCCACGGCGACGCCCUCGUCCGCGGAAGCUGAGCUGCGCAUCCUACCCUUCCUUGACGCCAACAUGAUCCCCGACCUCAAGCGCCAGGUCACCGGCCAGGGCGCCGCCGCUGCAGCCACUGCGAUCCAACAGGUCUCGCCCGUCACAACGUACUACGCUGGAUCCAUGAUCUCAGGCUCCCAGGUCCAAGUCCCUGUCGUCUACACGCAGACGUUCCCUACAGCUUAUGAGCAGUGGCCCAGUCCGACCGCCGGUGAAAUCGGCCUGGGGACGAUUCAGGGGACCGUGGGAGUCGUCAAGACCAAGCGAAGUCUUCCCACCCAGGUGCCGUUAGGCCAGGCCGUUGAGAAUCUGCACGAGGAAGAGAAGGAGCAGGAAGAGGACCUCGUUCAUCCAUUGCUGAGUAAACUCAAAAAGGCCGGCAAGGAGAUCCACGACGAGAUUGUGGCCCUGCUGAACAAGCAGAAGAAAAAGCCUAUCGCCGUCGAGCACGAACAGCUGGAAAAGGAGGUGAAAAUGCACUCUUCUGCUCCAGUCAUUUCUGAAGAAGCAGAACAAAACGAUGUCGUGCCUUUGGAGAAGGAGCAGAAGAAACCCAGCACACAGUCAGCCACCGCGGCCAAUGAUGCUCGCAUCCUCGAAGCCGGUACUCUUGCCGUCCUUGCCGUUGGUGUUGCGACCCUGUGCAUGAGCUAUUUGUGA